Messenger RNA from Medioppia subpectinata, 540 nucleotides. The record is from the annotation of a GenBank genome assembly. NCBI's taxonomy places the organism in Eukaryota, Metazoa, Arthropoda, Arachnida, Sarcoptiformes, Oppiidae.
GAUCUCACUGACGAAAAGAAACGCAAUGUUAUUAAUGAAGUGGACAUAUUAUCAAAAUUGGACUCAAUUAAUGUUGUUCAAUAUUAUAAUUCGUGGUUUGAAAGUGAUUAUCUGUACAUUCAAAUGGAGUACUGCCCGCAAACAUUGCGUAAAGUACUUGACGACAAAUGGCGAGCAUUUGGGAGACAAUCACCAAAAGAACCAAUGAAUUCGUAUGAGUAUUAUAUUUUGUGCGAAAUAUUUUGGGAAAUUUUGCGGUGCCUUCAGUAUAUUCAUGAAUUGGACUCGCCAAUAAUUCAUCGUGACAUUAAACCGGCUAAUAUUCUAAUUUCAGUAACUCAUGAUAAUAUUAUGUCACUUAAACUAUGUGAUUUUGGUUUGGCAACCGAACAUGAUACAAAGUCAAAAAGCCAUAGCCGGGGUGUGGGCACUCAAGGAUAUAUGGCGCCCGAAAUAGGGUACACUACCAAAUAUGACACUAAAGUUGAUAUUUAUAGUGCGGGAAUUAUUGGACUUGAAAUUAGCGAUAUGUAUCUCCGG